This is a messenger RNA of Danio aesculapii, 668 nucleotides long. RefSeq names its product chemokine (C-C motif) ligand 19a, tandem duplicate 1 (gene ccl19a.1). The record is from RefSeq and is a predicted model, not a curated record. Gene Ontology annotation, molecular function: chemokine activity; CCR chemokine receptor binding. Gene Ontology annotation, biological process: monocyte chemotaxis; G protein-coupled receptor signaling pathway; lymphocyte chemotaxis. The transcript is spliced from 4 exons. Gene Ontology annotation, cellular component: extracellular region. Bases 105 to 464 code for a protein of 119 amino acids. Lineage: Eukaryota; Metazoa; Chordata; Actinopteri; Cypriniformes; Danionidae.
UGAAACCUUAGAGUGUGUAUAAACCAGGGUAGCGAUGGAGCGGUGGGAGGAGAGACUCGCAGAUCUUCCAGACUCAACACUUAUCCAGCUUCUCCAGAACUGCGAUGGCUUCAUCCAUUAUGACAGCGUUUAGUCUGGCUGUUUUAGCUCUGCUGCUCUGUUUCCACAGCAGCCCGACAGCGGCUCAGGCAGAUUUAGCACUGGACUGUUGUCUGAAGGUCAGCCAAAAAGUCAUCCCCAAACAUGUCCUUCUCAGGUACAAGGAGCAGAGCAGAGGUGACGGCUGCCCACGUGAUGCCAUAAUAUUCAUCACCAGGAGAGGAUUGAACCUUUGUGCUCCGCCUGCCAGUGAAGAGUCGUGGGUGAAAGACACCAUGACGUUUCUGGACAAAAGGAGAGAAAUUUGCAAAGAAAUGAAGUUCCGCGAGAAACGCUGUCAUGCUCUGAAAGAUCUGAAGGUUUGAGUGAACACGUACUGCAUGCACAGUAAUAUAUGCAUUAAAUGGCAGCUGAUUAUGCUAAUGAAAAGAGUAAAUUUUUCCUAAAUAUCUCUUUGUUUCUUAAGUUGUUUCUAUUUUAUCAAUCAGUUUGUGAUGUGUGAAUUCACAUAAAUACUUUGUUUGAUAGUCACAUUUUUGCAUUUGAAGUGAAUAAAGCGUUUGACAUAA